AUGGAAGCUCUCGCCGCUUCCCACCAACACCACCUUCCUCUUCCUCUCCUUCAGUCGCCGCCACAAAUUUCCUCUUCCCUUCUUUCUUCUUCUGGCCAGAACUGGAGUUUUGCCAGCGCCACCAAGCGGCCGCGCUCGUCCUAUUCAUCGUCAUUGGGCAGUAACCCAUUUCCAAACCCCAAACUAGUUCUUCCGUCCUCCUCCUAUUCCACCGUCAGAUGCGGUGCCUCUUCUUCGUCUUCCGCAAUUACCCAGAUUACAGAGGCCGAGUUCCCGUCGGUUGUGCUCAGCUCCGACCGCCCGGUCCUCGUCGAGUUCGUUGCUAAUUGGUGCGGCCCUUGUCGCUUGAUCUCUCCCGCCAUGGAAUGGCUCGCUAAGGAAUAUGCUGACACAUUGAAGGUUGUGAAGAUCGAUCACGACGCGAAUCCAAAGCUAAUAGAAGAGUACAAAGUCUAUGGAUUGCCCGCUUUGAUGCUCUUCAAGGACGGACAGGAAGUGGCCGGGAGCCGGAGGGAAGGUGCUAUUACAAAGGCGAAGCUCAAAGAGUAUGUCGAUUCACUCUUGGACUCCAUCUCAGUUGCAUAGUAACUUACUUACAGCUAUAGCAAGUAGUAGCUUAUGAUGAAACCCGUCCUUUCUUCCCACUUGGCUUGUGGCAGAAGAAUGAAUUUUUGCUCUAUUCUUUGUUGUGGAUAUCUAUAUAACUGUGUCAAAAUGCUGCUAUAAUUGAAUGAAAUGGAACCCCUUGUUUUCAAAUGGGUUGUGGCUUCCAUAAUCUUGA
Linum tenue is the source of this 781-nucleotide messenger RNA. The record is from the annotation of a GenBank genome assembly. NCBI's taxonomy places the organism in Eukaryota, Viridiplantae, Streptophyta, Magnoliopsida, Malpighiales, Linaceae.